Spea bombifrons (plains spadefoot toad) is the source of this 1319-nucleotide messenger RNA. RefSeq names its product ribosomal protein S6 kinase like 1 (gene RPS6KL1). Gene Ontology annotation, biological process: protein phosphorylation. The record is from RefSeq and is a predicted model, not a curated record. Gene Ontology annotation, molecular function: protein kinase activity; ATP binding. Bases 6 to 1214 code for a protein of 402 amino acids. NCBI's taxonomy places the organism in Eukaryota, Metazoa, Chordata, Amphibia, Anura, Pelobatidae. The transcript is spliced from 10 exons.
ACGAGAUGAACACGAAGCGCGAUUACCUGGUGGACGCGGCCAAGCAGCUGCACAUCGCGCAGGAGAGAGACGCCAACGAGGAGUACGAAGCCGCCUUCAGCCACUACAAGCACGGCGUGGAACUGCUGCUGAGCGGAGUCACGGUCGAUCCGAGCCGGGAACGCAGAGAUGCCGUAAAGCGGAAGAUCUCACAGUAUUUAAAACGCGCCGAGGAAAUCUUUAACUGCCAUUUGCAGCGUCCUGGGGGAAACGCGUGGGGAGCGGUGGAGGGAUACAGCAGCCUCAGGUUUCGGCCAAUCAGAGUCCUCAGCGCGGCGGUGGAAAACCUCAAGCACUGCAGGGUUGUGAAAAUCAUUGACAAGGUCCAGUUGGUCUACGAUCCGUCCUCAGGAACCACGUUUGUGCUGAAGGCGCUGAUGAAAUCGGGGCGAUCGGGGCACGGAGCUGCCACCCUCAUUCCGCAGAGCGUCCCGUUCAUGGUGCAGUUACAGAAAUUCUACGUCAGCGACGACGCUCUGUACCUCCAGCUGCAGCACAUUCCAGGUGGCCGCCUCUGGGGGCAUUUCAAGAAAUACCAGGAUCGCAGCGUGGAUGCACACGGUGGAAAAGAGCCAUUUGCGGAGAGCGAGGACUCCACUGGUCCCUCCCACAAUCCACUAGACGGCAGGUUACCUUCCCCCCCCCCGUCCCCGGCGGGUGACGCCGCUGCCGGGGGCAUUCCUGAGUUACAGGUCAGACGGUGGGGGUCACAGCUGGUGAUGGCGCUGGAGACGCUUCAUCGCGAGGGGGUUCUGUGCAGAGACCUGAAUCCUCGCAAUCUCCUCCUGGGGGAUAAAGGUGACGUUUGCCUGACGUACUUUGGCCAGUGGCGCGAGGUCGAUGCUACCUGCUGUCCGGAGGCGGCCGAACAGCUGUACGUGGCCCCAGAGGUCCUUGGCGUGGGCACGGUGACCGAAGCUUGCGAUUGGUGGAGCCUCGGGGUCCUGCUGUACGAGAUGCUGACCGGGCAGCCGCUCUAUACCUGUCUGGGAUCUGCAGUUAGCGCUCACACUCAGCUCCCGCUGCCGGACACUCUCAGCUCUGCCGCAGCCUCUCUAUUAACCCAGCUCCUGUAUUACGACCCAGACAGACGGCUCGGCUCCGGCCCCGAGGGGGUGCAGAGGAUUAAGAGGCACCCCUUCUUCACCGGCAUACACUGGAACCGGCUGGGCUAAGAGGCAGUCGUUGCGGUGCCGGCAAGGCUUUCCGUGUUAGCGACACGUUGUGCAUGUGACUUGUACCGAGGGGAACUGCUAAUAAAGCACCAGCCCACCGAUUAA